AUGGUUAAAAGAGUUUAUUUCCUUGCUCAUGGGGGGAUGGUGCAAGGAGUUGGAUUUCGAUACUUCACCCGCGGCCGCGCAGCCGAACACAAGCUCACCGGCUGGGUCCGAAACACAGACAACAACAAGGUCGAGGGCGAGGCUCAGGGGGCGGAGGACGCCCUCUCCAAGUUCCUCAAAGAGGUGGACAAGGGGCCGAGAGGCUCCCAGGUUGUCAAACUCGACAAGGAGGAUCGGGAUGUGGUGGAGGGAGAGGAGGGUUUUGAGAUUCGUCGCUGA
Messenger RNA from Podospora anserina S mat+, 279 nucleotides. RefSeq lists its product as uncharacterized. Gene Ontology annotation, molecular function: acylphosphatase activity. The transcript is spliced from 4 exons. The record is from RefSeq and is a predicted model, not a curated record. Lineage: Eukaryota; Fungi; Ascomycota; Sordariomycetes; Sordariales; Podosporaceae. The coding region runs from base 1 to 279 and encodes 92 amino acids.